Messenger RNA from Artibeus jamaicensis (Jamaican fruit-eating bat), 846 nucleotides. It is a transcript of the gene AURKAIP1, whose product is annotated as aurora kinase A interacting protein 1. Gene Ontology annotation, biological process: mRNA processing. Lineage: Eukaryota; Metazoa; Chordata; Mammalia; Chiroptera; Phyllostomidae. The record is from RefSeq and is a predicted model, not a curated record. Gene Ontology annotation, cellular component: mitochondrion. The coding region runs from base 186 to 785 and encodes 199 amino acids. The transcript has 4 exons.
UUUAGUCUCUUGGACUGAGACUGCAGAGGUUGGGCGGGUGGGCGGCUGUGGGCUUCGGGGACAGGUGGGAAAACCUCUGGACGUGGGCCGCCCGUGGCGCGCCCCUCCCGGCCUUCUGGGCGUUCGGGUGCCGACCUCGCCCUAAGGCUCCCCUGAGCACCUGGGGCCGCUGCCACCCACCGACCAUGUUCCUGUCGAGCCUGACUUCUCAGCUGCUCAGGGUCCUUCCCCGGACGGGCCUCAGCCGGCCCUGGCUUGUCUCAGCACUGCUGGGCAACCGUGUCUGCAAGCCGUGCUACAGCACGCAGCCAACAGGCCCGAGUCCGGCUGCCAUUCUCCCCAGCAAGGGGGUCCACCUGGAGCUUGAGGAGAUGCUGGUCCCCAGAAAGAUGUCCAUCAGCCCUCUGGAGAGCUGGCUGACUGCCCACUACCUCCUGCCCAGACCGGGUUCUGGGUCCCCGGGGACUGUAACUCCCGACCAGCUUUAUGAGUGUCCAUCUAGUUGGGUGGGGGAAGGGGCUGAGCAGGGGGGUGAGGGCAGCCAGGAUGCAGCCAGUAUGCAGUGCAAAAACGUGCUGAAGAUUCGCCGGCGGAAGAUGAACCAUCACAAGUACCGCAAGCUGGUCAAGAGGACCCGGUUCCUGCGCCGGAAGGUCCGUGAAGGACGCCUGAAACGGAAGCAGAUCAAGUUCGAGAGAGACCUAAGGCGCAUCUGGCUAAAGGCGGGCCUGAAGGAAGCCCCUGCAGGUUGGCAGACCCCGAAGAUCUACCUAAAGGCAAAAUGAGUGUCGAGUGUCUCCAGCCUGUGUUCCUGCCAUUGUCUGUUGUAAUAAACGCUCAAAGAAC